Molecule: messenger RNA, 1163 nt
Organism: Aspergillus welwitschiae
Lineage: Eukaryota; Fungi; Ascomycota; Eurotiomycetes; Eurotiales; Aspergillaceae
Product: D-mandelate dehydrogenase-like dehydrogenase
Exons: 5
Coding region: 73-1092 (339 amino acids)
Cellular component (GO): cytosol
Molecular function (GO): hydroxypyruvate reductase [NAD(P)H] activity; NAD binding; glyoxylate reductase (NADPH) activity
Source: RefSeq, a predicted model, not a curated record
CUUCUCACUUAUCUUCCUCACCCCUCUACUCUCUAACAAAACUAUAAUCAUUCAGUUACACAAAUACACAUAAUGGGCUCCAGCGACCCCAAACCCAAGGUCCUCCUCCUAGGAGACAUCGUCCACGCCCACACAACCUGGUCCUCCCUCUCCGACAUCGCCGACCUAAUCCGCCCGACAGCCACCAACCGCGCCGAAUUCAUCCAAGAAUGCCAAUCCGGCGCCCUGGACGGCGUCAUCGCCGCAUACCGCACCUUCGACAGCGUGAGAAUCACGGGUCUAAUUGACGAGGAACUCGUCAACGCGCUGCCUAAGUCGUUAGUUUAUUUGGCACAUUGCGGAGCCGGCUACGACCAAAUCGACCCGCACGCAUGCAGCGCGCGCACCCCGACUCCCAUCCGGAUCUCCAACGUCCCAACAGCAGUGGACGACGCGACCGCCGACGUCAACAUGUUCCUGAUCAUCGGGGCGUUGAGGAACUUCAACGCGGGCAUGCACGCCCUCCGCGAGGGGAAGUGGCGGGGUCAGCCUGCGCCGCGACUGGGACAUGAUCCGCAGGGUAAGGUGCUGGGGAUUCUGGGGAUGGGAGGAAUAGGUAGGAAUCUGAAGAAGAAGGCGGAGGCGUUUGGAAUGCAGGUGAUUUAUCAUAAUCGGAGAAAGCUGAGUGAGGAAUUGGCGGAUGGGGCUAGGUAUGUGAGUUUUGAUGAGUUGUUGGCGGAAAGUGAUGUGGUUAGUUUAAAUUUGCCGUUGAAUAAACAUACCCGCCACAUUAUCAGCACGGCCGAGUUCGCCAAGAUGAAGGAUGGUGUGGUGGUUGUUAACACGGCUCGCGGUGCUGUUAUGGAUGAAGAGGCGCUCGUGCAGGCUCUUGAUAGUGGAAAGGUGUAUUCCGCUGGAUUGGAUGUCUUUGAGGAGGAGCCGACGGUGCAUCCGGGAUUGGUCCGCAAUCCGAAUGUCUUGCUGGUGCCGCAUAUGGGCACUUGGACUGUUGAGACACAAACUGGCAUGGAGGAGUGGGCGAUCGAGAAUGUCCGCAUGGCGCUGGAGACGGGCAAGUUGAAGAGUCCGAUCCCAGAGCAGGCGGAUCUAUGAAUUUCAUAUUGUACAUAUUAGUACGUCUAGACUACGAUAGAUGGUGCCAGUCGCAAAUACAUAUAUACAAG